AUGAGCCUACAGCAGGGAGACGAAGAAAGUCUCCGUGAUUACCUUACCCGGUUCAGCAACGAGUCAUCUAGAAUCACAAAUCUGGACCAAGGGCUGGCUGUGUUCGCAUUGCGGAACGGGCUGCAAGUUGGGAAAUUUCUCGACUUCAUGGUCAUGCAUACCCCGCAGGCCUUGGAGGAAGCCCUCGAUGCCUCGAAUAGAUACAUCCAAGCCGAGGAAUGGAACAAGGCCAAGUCCCAACCUGGGACUGGCUCCUUCGAAAGGAUCCAAGGGAGCCAAGAGGUUACCCGUAAAUGCAACUACAACUCCGUCAAGCCCUCAAAGAAUUACCAUGAGGACGAAGGCGACGAUGAAAAAGAAAAAGAAAAGGACCAAAACACUAAGAAGCAGAAAGGCUUAAGUGCUUCGGCCCAAGGGACCCCACCCAAAGAAAAAGCAGUGGGGGGAAAGGCUAGAUCAUCUUCUAAAGCAGCAAACUCAGAAAGCUAG
This is a messenger RNA of Chenopodium quinoa (quinoa), 489 nucleotides long. RefSeq lists its product as uncharacterized. The coding region runs from base 1 to 489 and encodes 162 amino acids. The record is from RefSeq and is a predicted model, not a curated record. The transcript has 2 exons. Lineage: Eukaryota; Viridiplantae; Streptophyta; Magnoliopsida; Caryophyllales; Amaranthaceae.